This is a messenger RNA of Hansenula anomala, 684 nucleotides long. RefSeq names its product PP1-complex regulatory subunit GLC8 (gene GLC8). The transcript has a single exon. The record is from RefSeq and is a predicted model, not a curated record. Gene Ontology annotation, biological process: regulation of signal transduction. Bases 1 to 684 code for a protein of 227 amino acids. Lineage: Eukaryota; Fungi; Ascomycota; Saccharomycetes; Phaffomycetales; Wickerhamomycetaceae. Gene Ontology annotation, molecular function: protein phosphatase inhibitor activity.
AUGGCUGGUGGUAUACUAAAGAACAAACUAGAACAAGACCAACAAGAUAAUCUUAAACUAACUGAAGAUACAAAAGAAUUUAGAAAUCAAGUUUUAAAAAACACAAAACUAAAUGCCCUUUUGAAAAACAAUAUAGAUCCAACAAUAUUAAAUGAUCAAGGUGAUAUUGAUCCUUCCAAAAUCUCUCAAUUAAGUGAUGAUGAUAAAGAAAAAUUAAAAUGGAAUGCUAAAAAUUUACAAGAUAAUGAAAUUAUUCAAAAACAAAUUAUUGAAAAUUUAGGUCAAACUAUUGAUGAACCUAAAACUCCCUUCCAAAAAGCUGCCCAGCCUGAAUUGAAUGAAUAUUAUCAAGAUGAUGAUGAUGUGGAAGAUUUAAAUAGUUUUUCAUUAGGUGAACCUGAAAUUAAAGUUGAUGAAUUGGAUCAAAAAUUUGAUGUUAAAGUACAUCCUGAAGAGGAGGAAGAAGAACAAGAGGAGGAAAAACCAAAGAAAUCAUUUGCUGAAUUAAGAAAGCAACAUUAUCAUAAUGAAGUCCCACAUCAUAAAGAUGUUGAAUUUGAAGAAGAGGAUGAUGAUGAUAAAGAAGAGGAAACUCCACAACAAAAGAAAACAUUUGAAGAGUUGAGAAAACAACAUUAUCAUCAUGAACAUGUCCCUGUUUUAGAAAAACCUGAUGAUGAGUAG